AUGGGUGAUGUGGUCGUAUCGACAAAUAUCGCGGAAACGUCAUUGACCAUUGACGGUGUGGUUUUUGUGAUUGAUCCGGGGUUCGCUAAACAAAAGGUGUAUAAUCCACGCAUCCGGGUAGAAUCUUUACUAGUCACCGCAAUCAGCAAAGCAUCCGCACAACAGCGUGCUGGUCGUGCCGGUCGAACGAAGCCGGGCAAGUGUUUCCGUCUCUACACAGAAAAGGCCUAUGCGACAGAGAUGCAAGAGAACACCUAUCCGGAAAUUUUGCGAUCUAAUCUGGGUACUGUUGUGCUUCAGAUGAAGAAACUUGGUAUCGAUGACUUGGUUCAUUUCGAUUUCAUGGAUCCACCAGGUUCGUUCCCGUUGAGAGUUUCUGAGUUUACCCCACCAUCGUGA
Echinostoma caproni is the source of this 399-nucleotide messenger RNA. The record is from the annotation of a GenBank genome assembly. NCBI's taxonomy places the organism in Eukaryota, Metazoa, Platyhelminthes, Trematoda, Plagiorchiida, Echinostomatidae.